Messenger RNA from Procambarus clarkii (red swamp crayfish), 744 nucleotides. RefSeq lists its product as uncharacterized. NCBI's taxonomy places the organism in Eukaryota, Metazoa, Arthropoda, Malacostraca, Decapoda, Cambaridae. The record is from RefSeq and is a predicted model, not a curated record.
AUGGAACAAACAGCCAGGCAACAUGGAACAAACAGCUCGGCAACAUGGAACAAACAGCUCGGCAACAUGGAACAAACAGCUCGGCAACAUGGAACAAACAGCUCGGCAACAUGGAACAAACAGCUCGGCAACAUGGAAACAAACAGCCAGGCAACAUGGAACAAACAGCCAGGCAACAUGGAACAAACAGCUCGGCAACAUGGAACAAACAGCUCGGCAACAUGGAACAAACAGCUCGGCAACAUGGAACAAACAGCUCGGCAACAUGGAACAAACAGCUCGGCAACAUGGAACAAACAGCUCGGCAACAUGGAACAAACAGCCAGGCAACAUGGAACAAACAGCCAGGCAACAUGGAACAAACAGCCAGGCAACAUGGAACAAACAGCCAGGCAACAUGGAACAAACAGCCAGGCAACAUGGAACAAACAGCCAGGCAACAUGGAACAAACAGCCAGGCAACAUGGAACAAACAGCCAGGCAACAUGGAACAAACAGGCAGGCAACAUGGAACAAACAGGCAGGCAACAUGGAACAAACAGCCAGGCAACAUGGAACAAACAGCCAGGCAACAUGGAACAAACAGCCAGGCAACAUGGAACAGGCAGGCAACAUGGAACAAACAGCCAGGCAACAUGGAACAAACAGGCAGGCAACAUGGAACAAACAGGCAGGAUUUCAACCAAGAGAAUCAACAAUACUCUAAUUACCUCCACUGCUACAUUCAGCAAUGGCGCCGACUAA